UUGUGAGCAAAGAAUUUCGGACGAGCAGUUGGCCAGCUGAUUUGCGAGUGAAGCGGAAACGAAGUGUGAUCGUUUCCUUUAUGAUUAAUGCGUGGUGCGAUUCAGCUUUAUCGUAAAAUUUGUAUAACUUACAGUAUCACAUCACAGACAAUAUGUAACUUGACAGUUAUUCGACUGGAUGAAGUGUUUCAUUAAGAUCAGUGAAGAAUGAGAGUAUAUAAUGCAUGGUUCGAGGCGUUGCUAAAUGCCAUGCAAUGUGCUGUAAAAUGACUUCAGUCAUAAAUAUUCGAAUUGAGAAAUUUACAAUGUUUUUAAAUUCUGCGCUGUAUUGGAUGAUAUUAGUGUCUGUAGUUGUUGGAGUAUUAAAUCAAGAAAUUCCAAAGUUGAAUCCAUUAUCUAUACCAAGUCAUUUAACUAUUGAAUCAAGAGCAAAGUUACUAUGUGUUGCCUCUACUGGAGAUCAACCUAUUGAUUUCCAGUGGAAGAAAGAUGGACUACCUGUUUCAUCUGGAAGAAUUGAACAAUUAGAUGAAUGGACAUCAUCCCUCACAAUCAACCCUUUAGGUUUAGAGCACAUAGGAAAUUAUACUUGUAUAGCUACCAAUAGUGCAGGAACAGAUCGUGUUACUGCAUCAUUAUUUGUUACAGCCCCACCUCAGUGGAUUGAAGAACCAACAAAUCUGAAAGUUCACUUGGGAGAAAAAGCUAUUUUUCAUUGUGUUGCCAAAGGCUCUCCCCAAGUGAAAAUAACAUGGAAAAAAAAAUCUGAAUCUCACCAGGCUAUUUUACCUGUUCUUCCAUCAGAUGAUUUUCAAAUAUAUGAAAAUGGCAGUUUAUUUAUUUCAAAAGCCCGAAAGUCAAAAAGUGGUGUUUAUAUCUGUGAAGCAUCAAAUGGUGUUGGAAAUGGGUUACAAAAAAGUGCAGUACUGACAGUGUUUGAAUAUCCUGUUGUGGAAAGAGUGAUGGACUUAGUAACUGCUGAAAGGGGGAAAAAGACUCAUAUUGCAUGUUUAGCUAGAGGAGAUUCACCUAUGUCAUUCAGUUGGUUGAAAAACCAAAAGUCAUUGAGUGAUUGGCCCAAUGAUAGAUUGUCAUACUCUCAUUUACCAAGAUCAGACAGUAUUGAGUUUAUUAUGAGCAUUAAUAGUGCUCAACCUGAAGAUGAAGGCUUAUAUUCGUGUGUUGCAAGAAAUGAGUAUGGCACUGACCAGAAAGAUAUACGUUUAAUGCUUGUUGAACAUCCUAAAGCACCAGAAUUUGUAGAACUUGUUGAUGUGUGGAGUCGGAGUGCUCGAGUAAGAUGGUCUAUUCCUGAUAAUGGAAACAGUCCUAUUUUGAGUUAUACUGUUGAGUACUGGUCAACCCCUGGUGGUGACUGGAAUGAAACAGUUUCCAGCUCCUUGACUUCAUAUAUUAUCAGAGGUUUAAAACCCUUCACAGAGUACAGUUUGCAUGUCUGGGCUAGUAACAGCAUAGGAGACAGCGAACCAUCUGAGCAAAUACACUUUAAAACUGCUAAAGAAGAGCCUUCAGCUGCACCUGUUAAUGUAAAAAUAGAAGAUGUUGGAUCAACAUAUAUUCGUCUCUCUUGGAAGCCACCACCACCUGAACACUGGAAUGGAGAACUGUCAGGCUAUUACGUUGGCUACAAGCAAAGCACAUCUAAGUUACCAUAUACAUUCAAUACUGUUGAAGCUGAAGAGCAGCUCACAUACUACGUCUUAAGAGGUCUGCGACGUGCUACUAGAUACCUUAUUACAGUACGUGCUUACAAUGAUAUUGGUAGUGGUCCACAAAGUGAAGAAAUUACUGUUAAAACACAUAAUCUUGAACCUCCCGCCCAACCUGUUUUGAUGGUUAAGGAUAUUGGGUCUACUUACAUACAUAUCAGCUGGGCAUUAGAUGAUGAAAUGAGACCUUUUACUACAGGAUUUUCAAUUCAUUAUCGUAAAAAUGGAGACAAAUGGCAGGAAAUAUCAGUGCCGGAUGCUGACCAGACUUCCUAUACUCUUACAAACUUGGAUGCUGGAAUAUCUUAUCAAAUCUAUGUUACAUCAAUGGGCUCCACUGGAUUAAGUGAACCAAGUGAAAUAGCAACAGUACGUACAUCAGCUGAAGCUAUAUUCCAUGCUCCACCACCUACACAGAUGUCAUCAAGUGUAGAUGAUGUGACUCAGAUUUUAUACAUUGUUGUUCCUGUUGCCGUAGCUACAGUUAUAAUUGUGAUUGUAAUUGUAACUGCUUGUGUAUAUGUAUACUCCAAGAGGCCUCUGCCAUCUCAUCAUCCUUAUGGUGAUCUGCCUGCAUCAAAAAAUUUCAGUUAUAUGUCUACAGUACCACGACAUCAUGAUAUUCCAAUUACAGUUUGUGGGGGAAACGCAAUGAAGUAUGGCUCUCCUUAUUCUACAGUUCCGUUAACAAGACCAGAACAAGAAGAGGAGGAACCCAUAUAUGAGUCAGUCAUGGAUGAAAUACGAUGCAAAAUAAAACAAAAAUCAUUUGAUGAUGACAUUAAAAUUGGGACUGCGACAAUUGUUUAAAUGUGUUACACUAAAGAAGCAUAAAAACUAAUUAUGUGGAAUUGUCUGUGAUUGUGAUAUUCUAAUGUUUUUGUAAAAAAUGUAUUGUUUUGCACAUACCUCUUUAGAUUUGUAAAUAUAUACACAAUAUGCAUGUGUUAAAAGUAUGUGUAUUGUAGAGCUUUAUUUAUAUUUUACAAUGAUUUUAAGCACAUUAAUUGGGAAUUUUAGACUUAUUGAAUAAUUUGUUAAAGAGUUUUAUUAAUGCUCUUUUGCUGAUUAUACUUCUAUUAGCGUGUUUUAUCCAAAAGGUUUGGCUGCUUUAUUUAUCUGCAUUGCAGUAUCUCUACAAAAUGAAAUUAUUUAUUUUUGAAUCUCUAUUGUGCACCCAGGUGAUAUGUUUUGUGUUGUACUUGUAUUUUGAAUCUGAAAGAGAGCUUGAUUGGUAUUUAGAGAACAGGGAAAAAAGGUAAAAUUGUUAAAAUUCAGGAGAAUCAUAGAUUAAUUUUUGCCUUUGAUAAAUUCACAUAAUAAAUUCUGUAAAUAACAACUUAUAUUUUUUUUAUAGAGGAGAUUGAUUCGUAUGCAAAAAUGCAUCUUGACAUGAAGUUAGUAUGUUUUGAAUAGAAAAAUUUCAUACGAGGGCUAUCCAGAAAGUAGAUUACGUUUUGGAAUAAAAAUAUAAACAAAGUAUAGGAAACAAAUUUUAUUAUAUACAGAUGAAAGCCACACUCAAAUACUACUUUUUCUACAUAGUC
Messenger RNA from Stegodyphus dumicola, 3277 nucleotides. RefSeq names its product cell adhesion molecule Dscam1-like. Gene Ontology annotation, molecular function: protein binding. The record is from RefSeq and is a predicted model, not a curated record. Gene Ontology annotation, biological process: cell-cell adhesion. Lineage: Eukaryota; Metazoa; Arthropoda; Arachnida; Araneae; Eresidae.